CGCAGCCAUUGCUUUCAGGCAGACGCUUUCUCGCUUCUCCUACUGUAAGAUCCCUCUAGGUCGACGGAAUCAAAAUUAUCAAAACCAAAUACCAAAUUUACACCCCGUAAUCUCUCUGCUUUUCGCAGCUGCUCAGAAUCAGAAGCAAUGGGGUGGUUCGGGGAGACCCUGGACUCCAUCAAGUCCAUUCAGAUCAGACAAGCUCUUUCCCAAGCCGUCACUCUCGGGUUGAUUGUGACGUCGGCAUUGAUUAUAUGGAAAGGGUUGAUAUGUAUGACUGGGAGUGAAUCGCCUGUGGUGGUUGUACUAUCUGAAAGCAUGGAGCCUGGAUUUGCAAGGGGUGACAUUUUGUUCUUGCAUAUGGGCGCGGAUCCUAUUCGUGCAGGAGAAAUCGUGGUGUUUAAUGUGGAUGGACGUGAUAUUCCAAUUGUUCAUCGAGUAAUUAAGGUUCAUGAGGACAAAGAUACUGGAGAAGUCUAUGUCCUCACAAAAGGAGACAAUAACUUUGAUGAUGACAGGAGCCUGUAUGCUCGAGGCCAGCGGUGGUUGAACCGACGCCAUAUCAUGGGGAGAGCUGUUGGGUUUUUGCCUUACGUUGGCUGGGUGACAAUUAUCAUGACAGAAAGGCCUAUAAUCAAGUACGUUCUCAUAGGGGCGCUGGGAUUGCUGGUCAUAACCUCCAAGGAUUAGAGAUGCAGCUGCAGAGAGCCAGAUACAAGUUUAUUUUCUGAAGCAGGAGAGAGAGAGAGAGAGAGGCCAGUUGAAUUAAAACUGUAAUUCACAUUCGAUCUUUACCCCUUACAAUGUUGCAAUUUGCUCAAUGAUCAUUUUCAUUUCUUUAUUUCCUUUUUCAAAUCAAAGGAAGGGGAAUGCGGAGUCAAA
Malus domestica (apple) is the source of this 882-nucleotide messenger RNA. RefSeq lists its product as uncharacterized. Gene Ontology annotation, cellular component: membrane; signal peptidase complex. The record is from RefSeq and is a predicted model, not a curated record. Gene Ontology annotation, molecular function: serine-type endopeptidase activity. NCBI's taxonomy places the organism in Eukaryota, Viridiplantae, Streptophyta, Magnoliopsida, Rosales, Rosaceae.